AUGAACAUCCGAAAAUUACUCCAGCGCUUGAACACCAUCAAGGAACACGAAGAUGCGAAUCAAACACCACCCAUAGCCUCACCACCACCAGAAAAGCCAUCGGAGAAGGUGGCAAAAGAAAGCGACCUAGAGAAUGGCACCGUCGAUUCCGAUAGAGUUCUAGACGACCCUGAAAACCCCAAGAACUGGAGUCCGAUGCGCAAAUGGAAGGCGAUCUUUGCCAUGAGCUCCUUCGUCUUCAUGAGUCCUCUGUCGUCGACCAUUGUCGCUCCAGCGCUGCCGGCCAUUGCAUCCGACCUGAACAUCACCCAGCCGGCGGUCGAGCAAAUGGUGCUCUCCAUCUUCCUCCUGGGUUUCGCGUGCGGUCCCCUCGUCGCCAGUCCACUGUCCGAGAUCUAUGGCCGGGUGCGAGUAGUCCAGUCCUGGAACUUCAUGUACAUCGUCUUCAACGCCGCGUGCGGGGGCGCACGCACCAAGGAAGCCAUCAUCGUCUUGCGCUUUGUCGCCGGCCUCUGCGGAAGCGCUACCCUCGGGAUCGGAGGCGGCACGCUCAGCGACCUCUUCUAUGCGAAAGACCGCGGCAAAGCCGUCGCAAUCUACAGCUGGUCGCCGAUCCUCGCGCCACUGGUUGGGGCCGUCAUCGGCGGCUUCAUCUCGCAGAACACCGGCUGGCAGUGGACCUUCUACGCCUCCUCGCUGCUCAGCGUGGCCAUCCAACUGUCGGGCCUAAUCUUCCUGGAAGAGACCUACCCGCCACUCCUCCUCCGGCGCAAGAAGGCCCAACUGAUCAAAACCACGGGGGCGACGAACCUGUACACGGACUACGACUACCUCGACGCAGGGCGGCUAAAGAAGCUGUCGACCAACCUGAUCCGGCCGUUCAAGCUCCUGGCCACGCAGCCCAUCAUCCAGGUGCUGGCGCUGUACAACGCGUACCUGUACGGCAACAUCUAUAUCCUGUACGCGGACUUUGUGGACCUGUGGACGGAGGUGUACGGCGAACGCACCGAGAUCGCGGGGCUGAACUACAUCUCCAUCGCCGUGGGGUCAGCCCUGGCGGCCGAGUGCUGCACCCUGGUCAACGACCGCAUCUACCGCACUCUGACCCGGCGCAACGGGGGCAAGGGCCUCCCGGAGUUCCGCAUCCCCAUCAUGCUCCCCGCCACCCUGUUCCUCAGCGCCGGCAUGUUCUGGUACGGCUGGUCCGCCGAGAAGAAGCUGCACUGGAUCAUGCCCAACAUCGGCACCUCCAUCUUCGUGGCCGGGGCGCUGGCGUGCACCAUCUCCGUGAAUGCGUAUGUGAUUGAUACGUAUGGCCGGUAUGCGGCCAGCGGGUUGGCAGCCGUGUCGACGAUUCGGUGUAUUGCGGGCUUUACCUUUCCGAUGUUUGCGCCUUACAUGUACUCUACGUUGGGAUAUGGGUGGUCGGGGAGUCUGCUAGGCUUCAUUGGGUUAGGGAUUGGGCUCCCGGCGGCGAUGCUGUUGGGUCUGUAUGGGCAGUACUUGCGGGACAGAAGUCCCUAUGCAACCAAAGCCCAUUAG
This is a messenger RNA of Aspergillus japonicus CBS 114.51, 1542 nucleotides long. RefSeq names its product MFS transporter. The record is from RefSeq and is a predicted model, not a curated record. The transcript is spliced from 4 exons. Gene Ontology annotation, molecular function: transmembrane transporter activity. Lineage: Eukaryota; Fungi; Ascomycota; Eurotiomycetes; Eurotiales; Aspergillaceae. Bases 1 to 1542 code for a protein of 513 amino acids. Gene Ontology annotation, biological process: transmembrane transport.